Messenger RNA from Loa loa (African eye worm), 300 nucleotides. RefSeq lists its product as hypothetical. Bases 1 to 300 code for a protein of 99 amino acids. The record is from RefSeq and is a predicted model, not a curated record. The transcript has 2 exons. Lineage: Eukaryota; Metazoa; Nematoda; Chromadorea; Rhabditida; Onchocercidae.
AUGGAUAUCGGUCAACAUCUCUUCUUUCUGUUACUGUCCGUUCAUGGUGGUACAGGUUACGAACAGAUCGGUUCCUUUUUGUUAUCCCAAAUGCCACCCAUUUACCAAUUGUUUAUUAGCUAUAAAAUAUCAGAGAACAUAGUCAGUAUUGUUAAACAUCUCAACGAUUAUGAAAUGAAAUGUUUCAUUAAAAAGUUUAUUUGGGAGAAAAUGGAAUUAUCGUCUUGGAGCAUACGACUUAGCACAUAUGUAUCAUCACCAGGAACUCAAUAUUCAGAGUACGGACGAGGGGUAGAGUAA